Molecule: messenger RNA, 1594 nt
Organism: Triticum dicoccoides
Lineage: Eukaryota; Viridiplantae; Streptophyta; Magnoliopsida; Poales; Poaceae
Product: bifunctional nitrilase/nitrile hydratase NIT4-like
Exons: 4
Coding region: 248-1384 (378 amino acids)
Biological process (GO): detoxification of nitrogen compound
Molecular function (GO): nitrilase activity; nitrile hydratase activity
Source: RefSeq, a predicted model, not a curated record
ACCACACACCAGCGUGGAGCCGUGGAUUGGCGCUCUCUUUGUCCAGUAGAUCACUGACCCGGCGGCGGCGGCGGCUACCCGGCGCUCUCCGUUGUCCAUUCCGUCGCUCCCCGGUCCCCGCCAUCCCUGCUUUCCCCUUGAAUGCCCACCUCUGCUUCCAGCCUCCACAUCAAGCUCCAGUUCGUCCGCGGCUAAAGCCUCCGCGCCGGAAGUUCUGCGAUCGAGCGAGUUUCCGGGGCCCAUACCGAUGGCCCUGCUUCCUUCGGGCUCAGGCAGCACGCCGGUGAUCGCCGAGGUGGAGAUGAACGGCGGCGCCGACCAGAGCGCCACCACCGUACGAGCCACCGUCGUGCAGGCAUCCACAGUCUUCUACGACACCCCCGCCACUCUCGAUAAAGCAGAGAGACUGAUAGCAGAGGCUGCUGGAUAUGGUUCACAGUUGAUCAAUAUUAGUAUGACUAAUCCAAAAGACAAGGGAAAGGGUGAAUUCCAGAAGUAUCAUGCAGCUGCCAUAGAUGUGCCUGGUCCAGAGGUGACAUGCUUAGCUGCUAUGGCUGGGAAAUAUAAGGUCUUUCUGGUAAUGGGGGUGAUUGAGCGAGAAGGUCACACACUGUACUGUUCAGUGCUCUUCUUUGAUCCUCUAGGUCGGUACCUGGGUAAGCACCGCAAGCUGAUGCCGACGGCAUUAGAAAGGAUAAUAUGGGGAUUUGGAGAUGGAUCAACAAUUCCUGUUUAUGAUACUCCACUUGGAAAGAUCGGAGCCCUUAUUUGCUGGGAAAAUAAGAUGCCACUUUUAAGGACAGCACUGUAUGGUAAAGGUAUUGAGAUAUACUGCGCUCCCACGGCUGAUUCAAGGCCAGUGUGGCAAGCUUCCAUGACACAUAUCGCCCUGGAGGGGGGAUGCUUUGUGUUGUCGGCAAACCAGUUCUGCCGCAGAAAGGACUACCCUCCGCCGUCCGAGUACGCAUUUGCCGGUUUACGAGAAGAGCCUUCUCCCGACACCGUUGUCUGCCCUGGAGGCAGCGUUAUCAUUUCGCCGUCAGGAGAAGUCCUGGCAGGUCCCAACUACGAUGGAGAGGCGCUCAUCACAGCCGACCUUGGUAAGGCACUAACCAGAUACUACAUGCUCUCAGUGCAUCCACCUUGUGCAUACGAUUUUGUACCCGGUUCACAGUUCGUCUUAGAAGAUUCUGAUGAAAUGCUCUUUUGUGCAGACAUGGGAGAGAUCGUUCGGGCCAAGUUUGCUUUUGACGUGGUGGGCCACUACGCUCGGCCUGAGGUGCUGAGCUUGGUAGUGGAUGACCAACCGCACCGGCCGGUGUCAUUCACCUGUGCUGCUGAGAAGACUCCGGCUGCCAAGAGCGACGGCACCGCAAAGCCCUGACGACCAUCAUCAGCUCAGUCACAAGCAGUUGUUUAUUAUCGAUAGUUUUCUUUUUGUGUGAAACGACUUCUAUCGAUAGCUUAAUAAGCCGAUGAAAUGUAAGCUCGGAUCGCCCGCAUGCCUGAUGCCCCUGUAAGUUACGCUGCUUGUAAAAUGCCUUCCGGAACAGUCAGCUGAUGCCCGUUCACCGUGUGAUGCAUCUGAUAUCCA